AUGAUACGACAGGGCGGUGGUGGUGAAAGAGCUCCAUAUCCAAAAUGGGUCUGGACACCUUAUGGUGGUUGGUGGACACAUCCAAAGCACGCCUUUAGAAACUCCUUGGUACAUUCUGGCAUUAUUUUAGGUCUGUGCGUUUGUAUUUUCAAGUUUUCUGCCGAACAUGAGACUCGUCACAAAUAUCCCAAGGUCUGGAUCCCAUCUAUGCUUUGGGCAAAGGAAUUCCAUGAUCCGGUAUCUGUUGCAUUUUGGAAAGAGCAGCUUGCAAUCGAAGGACGGGAAUGGAUCGAGCCUAUCCCCGAUUGGUGGCCAUUCAAGUCAACCAAAAAUGCUGAAUGA
Messenger RNA from Batrachochytrium dendrobatidis JAM81, 342 nucleotides. RefSeq lists its product as uncharacterized. Lineage: Eukaryota; Fungi; Chytridiomycota; Chytridiomycetes; Rhizophydiales. Bases 1 to 342 code for a protein of 113 amino acids. The record is from RefSeq and is a predicted model, not a curated record. The transcript has 3 exons.